Messenger RNA from Sphaerodactylus townsendi, 3404 nucleotides. RefSeq names its product transmembrane protein 64 (gene TMEM64). Bases 571 to 1647 code for a protein of 358 amino acids. Lineage: Eukaryota; Metazoa; Chordata; Lepidosauria; Squamata; Sphaerodactylidae. The record is from RefSeq and is a predicted model, not a curated record. The transcript is spliced from 3 exons.
AGCUCAGUGCCUCUCUGAGGCCCACCGGCUCUUUUACGUGAAGCGCGGCCGCCCUCUCGCUUUGCUCCGCCUCCUCACCGCCUCUCGCCGCCUUUCGGUCGGUGGCCGGGGCUUGCCACAUCGGCGGCGGCUUCCCCCUCCUCUCCAGCGAGCGGCGGCCUCAGGCUGGCCAUUCAGUCCAGAGCGGGGCGCUCUUUCCACAGUGGGGCCUUCGGAGGGCGUCGCGAAAUGGAGCUCCGCCGCCGCCCCUUCUGCUGCUGCUGCUAAUGCUGCUCUCCGGGACGCCUCUUUCGCCAAGGCCGCGGAGCCCGCGAGUCCUCUCCCUCCGCCCCAGCUGUUUAAUCGCCGCGGGGGCGAGAAUAUCUGCGCGGGUCGGCGGUGGUGCGCGGGAAGCUCGGGCGCCCCCCUCACAGCUGCCUUUGCAGUCGGCCGGCGGCCCCUUCUCGGUGGUCCUUCUCCUCAGCCGGCGAUGAGCGAGCGGCCGCCCGGGAAGCGGGGAAGGCGCAGCCCUCGCUCGACCUCCGCCCGCCCGCUCGCCUCGUUGUUGGCGUCGCCUUGAGGCAGCGGGCGAUGUGGAGCUCGGGGGCUGCCGUGCUGCAGCUUCUCUCCCGGGCGGCCAAACACGCCGUUGCCCAGGGAGCCCGGCAGGACCCGAGCCGCUGGUUGCCUCGCCUGGGCGCUGCGGCGGAGUCGGGCGAGGCGGCGGCGGCAGGGCUGUGCUUCGGCGAGCCAGAGGGGCUGCACCGUGAUGCCCAGCAGGACCCGUCGGCGGAGGUGCUGCUGUGCCAGCUGCCCGACGCGGGGCCCGGCUCGGGCGAGAGGACGUGGCGCUGGUCGUGCUGCCUGCUGGGCACCUGCUGGUGCAAGAGUUGCCUUAGCGGGUGCUUCCUGGCGGCUCUGUGCUUCGCCUCGCUGGCCUUCGUCCGCCAGUACCUGCGCGAUCUGAUGCUCUGGGCCGAGAGCUUGGACAGCCUGGCCGGCGUGCUGCUCUUCACCGUGGGCUUCAUCGUGGUCUCCUUCCCCUGCGGCUGGGGCUACAUCCUGCUCAACGUGGCUGCGGGCUACCUCUACGGCUUCGUCCUGGGCAUGGGCCUCAUGGUGCUGGGAGUCCUCAUCGGCACUUUCAUCUCCCAUGUUGUCUGCAAGAAGCUGCUCGCCAGAUGGGUGCAGGCCAGGAUCCAGGGCAGUGAGAAGCUCAGCGCUGUCAUCCGUGUGGUGGAGGGAGGAAGUGGCCUCAAGGUGGUGGCCUUGGCCAGGCUCACCCCCAUCCCCUUUGGGCUUCAAAACGCAGUCUUCUCUAUAACAGAUCUUUCACUACCUAACUACCUGAUGGCUUCUUCCAUUGGACUGCUUCCAACUCAGCUCUUGAACUCCUAUUUGGGCACCACCUUGCGCACAAUGGAGGAUGUUAUUGCAGAACAAAGCGUUAGCGGUUAUUUUAUAUUUAGUUUACAGGUUCUAAUAAGUAUAGGCCUCAUGUUUUAUGUUGUCCACCGGGCUCAAGUAGAGUUGAAUGCGGCCAUUGUUGCUUGUGAAAUGGAAAUGAAGACAUCGCUUGUUCAAAGCAGUCAUUCAAGCAACAGCAGUUCAGCAUUUUGCAACAAGAGGACGCUUGCAUUUUCUGGAGGAGGGAUCAAUAUUGUAUGACUUCUCUUCCCCCCCCCCCCCCGCCCCCAUUCCCAAAGUAUUACAUUGAGAUGUUGUGAACCUGAAUAGCCCAACCUAUUGCCUAGACACAACUCUGAGCAUCUCAGUGAGACUUAAAUCCCAAGCAGUUGACAGUUGUACUGUGGCACAAACGAUGCUGGUGGUUUUUUAAAUUGCACAGUGGUCGAUUUUUUGCAAAGAAUCAAUAAGUGGUUAAGUAACUGUAAAUACAAGUUUGGCUGCACCUUUUUUGAUUAUUCUACAUGUCAUGGCCUGUAGUCUGCACUUUAGGUUCUGUUUGAAUUUGCUUCCACAAACCUGAGGACCCCCCCCCCCCCCCGAGGUAAAUAUUUUUCUGCUUAGCAUUGUUUAUAAGGCUAAAUAAUAAUAUACAGUCGAUUUUUCGUACUGGUGAAUGAGUGUAAAGUAUGCAACUUCAUGUACAAUAUGUUUGAAUGGACUUAGCUUUCAAAAUGUUUCCAAGAAGGAGUAUGUUUUCCCUCUUGAAGAAGCGAGCACUCAGCCUAGGGAAGGUCUUUCCUCCAGGGCUGGGAAGGCAAGACAACCAAUUCCUAAGGAAGAGAAACUUCUCCCUGUACCCACAGUCAUUUUCCUGCCAGCAACAGGGAACAGUGUUUCCAUGGGUACUCUCUGGUGACCCUUGGGGAAACAGAAAACCAGGGAGAGGGGGAUUUGGGUAUUUCUGGAACCGUUUGGCUUCCCUUAUAUUGGUUUUUUAUUUUGACUUGAGCUGAAGGGGUGGGAUGGGGGGUAAGAAGGAAACCUUACAUAAAUCUUUGGUUGAAUGUAUUUUUGUAAGCUACUGAAAUGUCAUGGAGCCAUUCAUAAUUUUUCACCUAAGUUUAAAUCCUACAUUGUGGGACUGAAGUGCUCUUAUAUAACAUUUUAAGUUACACUGUGUCAUAUGCAAAGUAAAAGGGGGACUGUGGAAUAUUUGAUGGUUUGUGGCAAAUAGUGGCCUGAUGCAUAAUUUGCAUGCUGAAUACAAGUCUUUGUUCUGACUUUACCAACUUUGACAAUAACAAAAGGGCUCUUCCAUUACAAUCCAUUUUCUAGUUAAUAAUAAAAUGUUUAUUGGGGCGCACAGGUCAGCUUCACCUUUACAUGCAUGGUAAGAGAAAAUGGGAGGAACUAAAUCUCUCUGAGAAUACUAUGGUACUUACCCAUCACGUGGCCUUUAUUUUAUAUGGAAAACCAUUUGGUUUUUCUUUAAUGAAAGCUUUAAAAAUUCCCUCCUAGUAUACUUUCCUCCAACCAUCAAAUGAUGUUCUUCUGGUAGACCUUUUGUGCAGUACUUCGAUACUUUACCAACAGAGUGCUGUGAAGAUUGUACUUGUCCCUUUGUUCUUUGCAUUUGCUUAAAAACUUGCAAAAACUUGGGAAAGGCAAAGGUUUUCCAUCAAAAAUAAGUGAAUAGAAAGGGGCAGAGAUAUUACAGAGGCUCAGGAAUCUGUAAACAUUUUUAAAAGAAUAUAUUUCAUAGGAUAUAGCGAGUUUACUGCAGAAUCUGAGAUGCUUCUUUGUGGGUUUGACUAGACUGGAAUAAGCCUGUCUGUGCUUGUGUGUUGGUACCAUAAUUCUUUACAGAUGCAUAUUUGUAUACCUGAAUUAUGUACUCGCAAAAAUGCUUCACAGCAGUUGGAACCAGCACAAAACUACUUUGAACUCAAAUAAUCUUAUUUUUGUCUGAAAUCUUGAUUAGUUUGUUCAGAACAAUAAAGUACACUUCUGGCUUA